CCUAGGCUCUUCUUGAUAAUCGAAUUCGAAUACAUUUUACAGUAUGACAGUAUGGUCAGGGGGCGUUUCUAAUCAUGAUUUGAUCUGAAUACAUUGCAAUUUGACGUGGAUAUGAUGAUGAUUUGACUCGAAUUCAGGGACGAUUGGAAACGUGAAUGAUAUUAUCGAGACAACGUAAUGGAUCCUACAUACUCAGCGUUUUCGUUUACUAAAGAAGAGGGGGAUGGCUUAGAGACAUAUACCCAACGGGUAGAAAUCAGUCAAAACACGGCAAGCCAAGCUGAAAUCGAACGCCAAAUACAAAAUGCGGUUAAGGAAAGACAUUUGGAUAAAUUAAACGAAAUGCUGCAGCGACAUCCCCACUAUCAAACUUACUAUCACAUGCAGAAAAAUGUACUUGGACCAAAAGUUGAUUUAAAACUAGACCAAUCAUGGGGUAUGACAGUUUUGCAUUGGGCCGCUAUUUCUGGAGAUACUGCAAAGCUCGAGAAUGCAAUAUCAAAUGAGCCACACCUUUCUCUCAAUACAUUAGACUCUUUUAGUGACACUCCGCUGCAGCUGGCCUCGAGAAAUGGUCAUUCUGAAUGUAUGAAAUUACUUUUAGAUAAAGGUAGUGAUGUCAACAUAGCAGGAAACUGGUGCAGGAAUCCAAUACACGAAGUUGCUGAAAAUGGACACUAUGCAGCUGCCGUCGUGUUAAUCAAAUACGGGUCUCCCUUAGACAGCACAACAUCAAUUGGUAAUACUCCCCUGCUUCUUGCAUGUAUGAAUGGUAAUUUUGACAUUGCAAAAUUACUUGUAUCCAGGAAUGUGAAAAUAAACUCAAGAAAUGCUGAUGGUCAAACUGCACUUCACAAGGCUUGUCAGAAUGAUAAUAUAGAGUGUGCAAAUCUGUUGGUUGAUAAUAAUGCAGAUGUGGAAGCGAAGGACAACGAGCAGCAAACGCCUCUUUUAAUAGCAGCUAAAUGUGGUAGCUUGAAUUGUCUGAAAUUACUUGUUAAUAUAAACUGUGAUAUAAAUGCAUGUGAUUUGAACAAAGCCACGGGACUUCAUUUGACGGCAAGGGGUGGUUUCAUAGACUGCACCAAAAUCCUAAUUGGCGCGAAUGCGAAUAUUAGAUCACGAGAUGUGUUACGCAAUACCCCUUUAAUUGAGGCUAGUUUUAAUGGAAAUUAUGCGGUUGUGAACUAUUUGGUAGAGUUGGAAAGUCUAAAUAUAGAAGACGUAAAUUACGCCAAUUUUUCUGGACGUACGGCGUUACACCAAGCUGUUUUAAAUGGCCACGUUGACGUCACUUGCGUGUUACUGAAACAUGGUGCCAGUCCAUUAACUAUGGACAAAUCCACGAACACCCCAACUCAGCUAUAUCGUUCAAUGACAGGGACAAGACUUCCUUUCAACGCACGUGUAACUGGACGUCCACUUUUAUUUAACAGCAAAAAAGGACGUGCUCCGAUUCACGAUGCUUCAGAAAACGGCCACGCUGAAUGCGUUAAGUCAUUAUUAUGCUAUAACGCCGAUGGUAAUUCACGUGAUUUUGACGGUCGAACGCCAUUAAUAUUAGCGACAACAAAGGGUCACACAGACGUGGCAAAAGUGCUCAUUGAUCAUAAUGUAAAUAUUGAUAGCAUUGAUCGGGUUUUUAGAACAGCUUUACACCAAGCAGCGUUCCAUGAAGCGUUCGAUUGCGUACGUAUUUUAUUAGACGCUGGCGCCGACGUAAAUAAUCGCGAUUCACAGGGUGAUACGGCCGUUAUUAUCGCAAGCCGGUGUGGAUUUCAUCCCAUUGUACACCAACUAUUGCAAAGUGAUUGUGAUACGACAAUACGCAAUAACGGUGGCCGAAAUGCGUUGCACGAAGCAUGCGUCGAAGGUCACAAAGACUGCGUAACGUUACUACUUCGGUCAAAUACAGAUGUGGACAAAGGUGAUUUCUAUCGGGACACGGCUCUGGUUUUAGCAGCACGUAAAGGCCAUACGAAAAUUGUAAAUAGUUUGCUAGAACACGGAGGUGACGUAAAUAGAGUCUGUUCAUACGGAAGGACUGCACUUCACGGAGCAGUCGCUAACAGUGACUUCGAAUGUUGUAAACUGUUACUAGAAGCAGGCGCGAAUCCAAAUACUAAAGACGCCGAUGGGCGUACACCGCUUCUCUCCGCAUUUGAUUUUGUCAAGUUAACUCCAAGACGAAUCGAGAUCAUUAAGCUUUUAGUUGUCUUUAACUCCGAUGUUGAUACAAAUGGACCACUCAAUGGUAAAAUGUGUUGUCCAUUAGAAGUGGCGUUGGAACGCCAGAGUUUACCAGCCGUUCAAAUCUUGACGUUCGCUGGAUGUGACCUAAGCAUCGUUACGUUUCUAGACACUGAAUUUGAAAACACUUCAAUUUUUGGGCCAAGUAAACGCGAACAUGUUUUUUCUUGGAUCAAAAAGUACAAAUCUAGUCCAAUGACGUUGCGAUGUAUCUGCCGCAUGGAAAUACGCCGUCACCUAAGCCAUUACGUAAAACGUGACGUUGGACGAAUCGUUCUUCCCAAAACGUUGAAAGAAUUCCUUUGUAUGGAUGACCUUCAGAGUAUCUAGAUGUUUUUAGUUAAAUAUUCUGAGAUAUUCAUACUCUUGUCUUUUAUCAAGUGAUACCAAGAUAUUCCAAGAUUUUCCCAUGUAUCAUAAGAGCUGAGAUCAUCAUAAUAUGUUAGUCUCAUGAUCAGCAGAAGAGUAUGGUGAUUCAUAUUCAAAUCAAUAUAAAAUGAUUUAGCAAACACUGGCCUGAAUACGUUCUGUGUAAGUCUGUAAGUGACAUUUUAAAACAAUUAAAAAAUCAAAGAAAUAUCGGCCAUUGCCAUUUUGUCGAAAAUACUCGACACAAGUAACUCGGUUAGUUCAGCGUUUAAUUCGGCCUGUCGACUGUCGAGCAAUCGCGGCAGACCUACUCAAAGUGUAUUUCCACAGACACGGGAACAAACAAAAAUUCAUCCCCCUCCCAC
Molecule: messenger RNA, 2984 nt
Organism: Owenia fusiformis
Lineage: Eukaryota; Metazoa; Annelida; Polychaeta; Sabellida; Oweniidae
Source: the annotation of a GenBank genome assembly